CCUGAAACAGCUUCAAGGAUUAAACCUGAAGAACCUGCCAUGUCGACUGAGCCUGAACCAGCCAUGAACUCAAAUCCAGAGCCUGGACCCCACUGGCCGAGCGCAUUUGAAACCUGGGGAAAAGCCUGGGACCUACACAUUUACUUGUUUGAGGUAACACCGCGGCAAAACGCAAUGCGCAUGAGCACAAAAUUUAAUAUCCGGUCAGCUUUUUAUUUCCGGUCUAGUAUAUAAACCAAUAGCGUAAGCAUAACUUUGCCGUCGCGCCAAGUUUAAAAGCAAAAAGGGCGAAACAGACAAAAAAGGGGGCCCAAAAAAUCACUUCAUUCGAAAGCUUAUAUAUUUUUCUAUUCUCAAACUUUUGCACCACAUGGUUAUCUGUUUGCACCAACGGUGAAAAUCAUGUUUGAAGUUCGCAGUAGCUCGCGAGCGCUCGACAAGACGAAUUUGUUUUUACUGGCUUUCUUGCAUGCUACUGGUUUGGCAUAAGUUAAUUUGGGAGAAGGCGACAACUAAGAAAAGAAUAACAAUACUUAUGAAAGAAACCAAAAUAAAGACGUCAUCAUUAUCAUAAAUAAACUAAAACCAGGAAAUAAAAUUUUAGUCCGUUCAAUAAUUUGUGAAAACAAGAACUCAAAACAAAAGAUGGGCGGGAUUUAAUAACAACUUUGACUUUGAUGACUGCAGUCACCGGGAAACUAGACAUGCCUAUAAAUGACUUUCAUUGAAGAAAAUGCCUAUUUAAUUCUUUUACAUGGUUGUUCUUUUGUUGAAGACUUCAAUAAUUUCAGACUGUGCGGCUCGGCUGCAUCUCAUGCAAACACGAAACUUCUAGCUGCUAAAUACAUGGCAUGAAAAGUUCGACUUCUAAAAGCCACUGAACCAGCUUUCGCUCUCUGAUUCUGAGAAUGAAAAAAUAAAUAAAUAGAGUUGUCAACUUGCUGCCAACCGGCUCAACAGUAUAAUUAAGCUUAUGUUUCAUGGCAAUCAACCCAGAAGAGUUUCGUUUUAAAACACGGUAAAACCCACUGGUAAACAAAACUACAAAGCGAUUGUGUGUUGUCGUUUUCCAAAUAAAGUUUGAAUCGGCUUUAACACAUGUAGACUGAGAAACUGAAGAACUGAAAAUUAGAACUACAAUACACAAGCUUCCAAUGAUAACGUUUUAAUUUUAUGUCUUAGUUUCAGCCAGGUUAAGUGAAAAAUAACAGUCAAAAACUUUAUUUUCGUGAAUGAAAAUCAGUUUACCUGACGCUCUAGCCAAAAUUACACACUGAGUUAUUAUCAUCUUACCUUUUCUGAAUCUAAUCGACUAAUUGUUUCAGUGAUCUGUGCCUGGUUAUCCAUUAAAGCAAUUUCAAUAAGUACAAAAUAGUCAAAAACACGAGCAGCAUAAAGCAGAACAACUGAACCACAAGCUGCACACAGAAUGAAGCCGAGAGCGCGCGGGAGACUUUGAUCUGACUGGAAAGUGUGACUGAAAAAGAGACCGGAAAUGCUCAACCUGGCGCAUGUGUAGACGUUUUGCCGCGGUGUUGUUUCCAGUACUGUACUUGUUGACUGCUGGAACGUCUGCCGGCGGGCUCGUUUAUGAUGUCAUUGCCAAUCACGGUAUGAAAGGACUGAAGCUGACUCUGUAUCUGACAUUGCUAUUUAUUGGUUGUUCAAGGGCUUUUAUUUUAUUUUUCGAUCCAUAUAGCUCGCGAGGAAUCCUGGGCCUGCUCACUACUUACAUCUCGUGGUCUUUAGGCCUUCCGUGCGUCCUUGCGGCUCUCGGUCUUCUGCUUCUCGUGUUCGCAGACGCGACAAAGAUGAAUCUUGCGCCUCCGCGCUUUCAGAAAUUAUCCACCGUAAUGGGUGCGAUGGUUUUCAACAUUCUCAUCGUUAUCACAACAGAUCUUAUUUUCCUUCUCACCAGCAAAGGCUUCAUUUUGCUAAUACUUUGUUACGUUUAUUUUCUACUUCUUGGCCUGAUACUUACCGCCGGAUUCCUUCGAAUUGGAUGUCAGAUUUCCAACAACUCGGCGGCACAAAUUUACGGCGAUGGAGGCCUUUCAAGGCUUCGUAUCCUCGCUUUCAUCUCUGCUACUCUCAGCAUGUUCUUUCUUGGUGUCCAGACCUACUCGGUUAUCCAAUUUGACGUCCUAUCGGAAAUCCCCCGUGCAUGGCCCUGGUACGCUGUACAGACCCUACUGCGGGCGCUUGAAGUGAGCAUGUGUUUUGCGAUGAUGGCUAUUGUGUUUAAUAACAGAUUCAGUUCAUUUUUAUUUUGUUGUACAACAUUUCUCCCAAAACGAUUUAACAACACUGUUUCACCUUUGCCACUAGGUUUUGCAAAGGCGUAA
This is a messenger RNA of Porites evermanni, 2345 nucleotides long. Lineage: Eukaryota; Metazoa; Cnidaria; Anthozoa; Scleractinia; Poritidae. The record is from the annotation of a GenBank genome assembly.